Messenger RNA from Rhipicephalus sanguineus (brown dog tick), 5216 nucleotides. It is a transcript of the gene Rich, whose product is annotated as guanine nucleotide exchange factor subunit RIC1. The coding region runs from base 287 to 3865 and encodes 1192 amino acids. NCBI's taxonomy places the organism in Eukaryota, Metazoa, Arthropoda, Arachnida, Ixodida, Ixodidae. The transcript is spliced from 26 exons. Gene Ontology annotation, biological process: intracellular protein transport; retrograde transport, endosome to Golgi. The record is from RefSeq and is a predicted model, not a curated record. Gene Ontology annotation, cellular component: Golgi membrane; Ric1-Rgp1 guanyl-nucleotide exchange factor complex; cytosol.
GCAUUGGUGCCCCAGGAGUACAAUGGCUUUAGGAUACACAAAAUGCGCGAAAUAUGUUCCAAACUCUUGACACGACUGCUCCUUCUCUCUGCACACUGCCGGUGCUUUGCAAGGGACGCCAGCAGGCCUCAAGUUGCUCAAGUUUCGUACAGCGUAUCAUGAAGGGAUCGCCGUCUCUGCAUGGCAGUUCGUGGGACGUGACGCGAACGCCGAGUGUGUUUCGGUGACAGGGCGAGCCCCGUAGUUCUUCCGAGAGAGACACGUCGUGCCCCCGCCAGCCGCCGUCAUGUAUUUUCCCAUACGGUGGCCGCAAGUGCUCAACAUCGACAGAGAGGCCAGUUCUACGUUGACUUGGAUCGCGUCGGACUACAACAGGACGCUGUUCGCUGUUCUCACCGAGAACAGCAUUGGCAUUUGGCUCGAGAAGCUCUGUGUCCAGAUUGCAUCUCAUGUUCGGACGAGCGAGUCACUCAGCAAGCAUGGCAGCAACUCUCGCCUGGUCUGGAAGCGAGACUCCUCGAUGUUGGCCGUCCUGACAUUUAAGGGCCACCUACUCAUGUACAAAGUUGUGACUGAGGAAUCUCAACCACCACUCUUCGAACAAAUCGACAGCAACCAAGCCAACCUCAAGAGGGAGAGCGCAGAGCUCUUCGUCAAAGACCGUGUGCUGCCCAUUAAACUGAUACCCACAUCUCAUCUUUCAACCUCAGCUGAUGUUGCCGGUGUGCUCAACUUUGGGGCCGAAGAGCUCCUGCUAUGCUGCGGCAGUGGUCUGAUGCUGCGUGUUGGCUGGGACGCCGCCUUGCAUCAGGAGCUGACGCUCGAUCUUCGCGAUGUGCCAUUCCACAGUGGAGCACCUUCUGCACCUAGACCAAGCCCACACCGGGGUUCUUUGGAAGUGCGAGACGUGCAGUACCUGCCACUGCUUGGCGGACUGGCCAUUGUUUUCCGUAAUGGCCGUGCCGCUGUCGUCCUGAGCUCCAGUCCCGAGUUUGAGUCCAAGGAUGCGCAUGCCGUUUGGAUACCUGAUGUCACUGAAGCUACGGUGACUGCCGUGAAUCACCGCUACAGGCUAGUUGCCAUUGGACUGGCCAAUGGUCAGGGUGCAGUGUUCUACCUGGAUGAAGCCAGUGGCCAGUUUGUGGCCUCGCACAAGCUUUGCUUGUCUCCUAAGGACUUCCCGGAGUCCGGGGCCGGUGCUGUGUCGCAGCUACAAUGGACCCCUGAUGGCUGCGCCUUGGUCUUGGCUUGGGCCCGUGGUGGCUUCUCACUGUGGAGCGUCUUCGGCUCCCUCCUCGCAUGCUCCCUCAACUGGGAUGGUGGUCCACCCGCCUGCAUUCAUGCUCUGGAAUGGGGUGUUGAAGGAUACCAGCUAUGGAUGGUGGCUUCCCCGAGUGACCACCCUGAGCAGCGCGAUGUCAUGCUAAUGAACUUUGUCAAGAGUGCCUCCACUGUGAACCCUGGAACCUGUGGUGGUGCUCGGCAAGUUCUGCUUCAAGGCGCUGAUCGAGUGUUAGUCAGCUCGGAGUCUGACUUGGCCGAUCGUGACGCACCAUGGCCUCAGGAUGGGUGCCGAGGAAACAAGCACUGGACUGUGGAGCUGGUUCCGCACACAUACCUGGCAGCCAACUGGCCAAUUCGAUACUCUGCAAUAGAUGCUGGCUGCCAUCACGUUGCAGUGGCUGGCCGGGGAGGUUUCGCCCACUGCUCGCUAGCACACAACAAGUGGAAGUUCUUUGGCAAUGAAACACAGGAGCAAGACUUUGUGGUGACCGGUGGCAUUCUCUGGUGGGAGUCGCUUGUCGUGCUUGGCUGCAUCAACCUCCGUGAUGGCUCUGAUGAGGUGCGUCUGUACCCGCGAUCCUCGAAACUGGACGACAUCUUCGUGCGGGUGCUGCGGGUCGACGCCCAGGUGCUCCAGCUCGCACUCUCCGAAGACCGUCUGCUCGUGUUUGCCUCCAACAGUCGCCUGGCACUCCACCGUAUAAGCCACAGUGGCCUGGAGCGCCUGCAGGAACUGGACCUGUCCGCCCUGGUGCCGCACCCGCUGUGUGUGGUGUCGGCCACCUUGGUGCAGCUGGGCGGGGCACGUGGAGGCCCCUCCUCCAAGCUGGCCGUACUGCUCAAUGUGGCCGGACGACUGGUGCUGCUACAGCAGGACCCUGCCUCGGCGCCACCCCCGCUAGCCCCACCCCGGGGGGCACCACCCCCACUACUUCGCCAGUGGAGUGCCCCCACUGUGCUUGCUUUCUGCGUUGAGAGGGUCUGGGUGGCUGAGAGCUGCCCCGAGUCUCGAAUGCCGCACCUGACUCAAGCGCUGUGGAUUGCUUGCGGUGUCCACGGCAUGCAGGUGUGGCUGCCACUGUUCCUGCCAGGCGACACUGCCGGUGCCAAGCAUGCCUUCAUGGCAAAGCGUAUCAUGCUGCCAAUUGCCGUCCACAUCUAUCCCCUCGCCGUGCUUUUUGAAGAGGCUGUGGUUCUCGGUGCAGAAAGUGACACGGCACUCUGCGGCAGUGACCCAUUCCCUCUUUGUGUUGUUUCCAAGUCGAGUCAAGUCUACUUGCACCUAAUUCUACGCCAGCUGCUUUGCCGCAACCUGGGCUACCACGCAUGGGAGAUAGCGCGCAGCUGUGCUGAACUGCCUUACUUCCACCACUCGUUGGAGUUGCUGCUGCACGAGGUGCUUGAAGAAGAGGCCAUGUCAUCCGAGCCCAUUCCUGAUGCGCUGCUUCCACGAGUGAUCGACUUCAUCCGCGAGUUCCCGGUGUUCCUCCAGACAGUGGUGCAGUGUGCCCGCAAAACUGAGCUUGCACUGUGGCCUCAUCUGUUUGCGUCUGUGGGAAACCCCAAGGACCUCUUCCAGGAGUGCCUCCUGCAAGGACAGUUGGACACGGCUGCAUCCUAUUUACUGGUUCUGCAAAACUUGGAAGUGCCUCUUGUCAGCCGUCAGCAUGCAACUCUGCUGCUGGGAGCUGCUCUCGAUGGCGCCCAUUGGGUCUUGGCACGUGACUUGGUGCGCUUCUUGCGUGCCAUCAACCCCGAAGCAGACUGCUCACCUCCGCGACCCUCGACUGGUCCUUCAACGGAUGAGGACACAGUGAACCAAGUGUUUAUGGAAGUCAUUCUGACCCGACAUGCUCGCAAGCUGCUGGGAGCGGGACAGUUGCGCAAGCUCGGUUCAUUCGCAGCCCAUCUUGACUUCCCUCUGCAGAACUUCCUUGAGAAAGAACGGCUGCGGGCAGCCAAGGUGGAAGACUUCGUGUCUGCGCUGAAGGCAGUGCACACGGAUUUCGAGUGGCCAAUGCCGGCCAGUCCCGUCACACCUGGGGCGAGCCAAGUCGGUGGUGCGGGAGAUGAAGAAGCCACGCCCCCUGCUUCCAUGGGGGGUCAACCACUUCGUAACGGAGGUGUAGACGGGGGUGUAGUGACACGUGGCUCACCAGCCGACUCAGAGAGCACCUCAGAGGAGAGCUGGUGGCUCGAGGAGGACGAGGCGGGACUGCAUGCGGCCAGUGUCGCCGAGCUGCGGGGCUCUCCACAAGUGGAGGCCCAAGCCAGGUACCUCCUCCACAUACUGGGACAGGCUCGGUGCUGCGACUGGGCUCUACCUUUGGCUUUGAUGCUUGGUGACACCCUGGUUGCACCACUGGUGGCCACUCCAGAGGCGCUGGACAAGCUGAUGCAGUGGGCAUUGGCCGAAUGUCCAGGUUACGUGGGACUGCUCCGUCAAGUUCAAGGUCGCGGGUCAGACACGCCUUCCUCCAACGGUGCGGUCCAACGCAGCAGCCCCAUGGAGGCUCGCAGGAUGACCGCCGCCACCAGCGUCGUCACCGAGGGACCAGAAGAAGGCUGCCGUGUGUCAUAGCGCCCCUGACAAGAGCUAUGUAGGUACAGAGCCAGGGCAGGCUAAAAGUGCCGUCCGUGUCGUGCCAGUGCGAGAUGGCCGAGUGUCGUUCCGCGUAUCGCACGGGUGGUGCAUGACUAAUCUUCCGCAGCUAUUGUGUGAAAGGCGUCGGACGACUUCAGUCCGGUGUGGAGGCUGACAGAGUUUGAAGUCUCUGUUUCUACGUUCAUGAAGACGCAGCGGAGAGGUUAGGCAGGCUCGAGCCCUCCAUUCAAGGGAGAGGUAUUGUAACUCUAGUAGUAUUAGUGCAGCAUGCUGCUCGCAGGCACACACAGCAAAAAGGAGGCGCUUUUGGAUUAGCGCCGCUCAAUGGUUCGUUAGGCUGGCAGUACAAAACGAGCGCUGCAUCAUCCUUUAGGCAUGCAAAGAAGUUGCAUAGGACUCGCGUCUCUAGCAACACUUGCCAUUUGACAAAACGUCUUCUUGCGGAGUAGCCGAAUUUCGGUGAUGCCAUCAUCCAUCAAAGCCCACGUCUCACACACUACGGUGAAACCAGCUGUCACGUGGGCAUGAUAAGCUUGCAAACAUAUCCUCGGGAAAUCUUAAAAACGUGAGCUAUUUUAACUUUUCACUCGCGCAAUCGACGUCGACCAACUUCCUAGACAAGCCGCUAUCGACGAGUCCGGCGCACGGACUUGUCACUUGUUAUAGGCCUACUCAACAGCACGAGCUGGCCCGGACCGUACGGACUGCCACUGUCUUGGUUCUCCAUUAUCGGUUCCACCUCACUGCACGCAACAGGCCUGCACUGUGGCAUCGUCCUGCCAUGUCUCACUCGGAACAUGGAGUAUCGUAUGGCUGUGACAAAAAAUAUCUUACAAGGCAUCACUACCUGUGGGCUCUUAUGUCUGAUCUCUUCCUUGUGCACUGAACUGCACUCUACGUUAGUGCCCUGGCCGUCCUUCUGAAGUCCGAAGCCCAAACUGUCAAACAAGGUGAACUUACCGCAGUAUUCGAUGGUUGCUCCAUCCGCCUUAGUUCACAUUCCUUUCGUGACUGUAAGUGAACUGUGACGAAGUCACCAGUUUUUUAAACAGUGUUGUUUGGCCUUUCUUUGUGAGAUCAACUGUGCGUGACCCUGAGACUGCUCAUUCGACGUGCCGUACUUCAAUGCCUGGCCUUGGAGGACCACUGCCGUACCUUCCAUUUCGUAAGCAACCGUGAAAAUCCAUCUAACUUGGGAGUCGGGUAAAGAAGGGAAAUGAGUGCUAGGAAGGAAAAUGAAGAAGUCCUGAUAUCACAGGCUGCUUUGUGGUGGGGUGGUGAAUGUUUCAAACUGAUGUAUAGUAUACAUAAAUGAAUUUGUUUUUUA